Messenger RNA from Morone saxatilis (striped sea-bass), 4749 nucleotides. It is a transcript of the gene zyg11, whose product is annotated as zyg-11 homolog (C. elegans). Gene Ontology annotation, molecular function: protein binding. Bases 392 to 2626 code for a protein of 744 amino acids. The record is from RefSeq and is a predicted model, not a curated record. The transcript has 18 exons. Gene Ontology annotation, cellular component: Cul2-RING ubiquitin ligase complex. Lineage: Eukaryota; Metazoa; Chordata; Actinopteri; Moronidae.
CUGUCAGUCUUAGUCAAAAAUAGACCUAAUUGGCGGCUGUGAAAAACUGGAACCGCACAUUCGUUGCUUGAUUCAGAGUUUCGGUCGCUACAGAAAUUCUCGACAUAUUUUGAAACAUGAAUUCCGCCACAGCAGACAGCUUUGGACGUUUCUGCGCGGAGAGCGAUUUUCCUCCACGGAGACGACAACAAGUGAGCUAGCUAGCUGGUUCGGCCGCUACCGUCCAUCGUCUUCUCCUCCCACCUCAACGGCACACUCCAACGGCUACCAACGGCUACUAACGGCUACCAACGGCUUGCGAACAAGCAGCCGUUUUCCGCGCUGAGAAAAAUCCACCAGUCUCGGCGGCAUAAGCUCAAAGCAGACGUUGUGUUUAUUUUAAACCAUAGCCAUGGCCAGUAGUUUCCUGAGCACGGAUGAUUCAUCUCCAGCGGCUCUGACAGACCUGUGUCUGACCUAUGUGAGCCAGAAUCUGGAGUUGUUCUGUGUGAAGCGCCCUGAUGGCUCCCUGUGCUUCAGAGAGGCUGUGCUCUUCCCACAGGAGCUGGCGGACCAGCUGCUGGCCAAGAUGGCCACUGAAGGGCCGUUGAAUGACAGCACAGUGGGUGUAUUUCGAAACUGUGAAUACCUGCGGCUGAGACGAGCCUGCAUCCGUACAGCACGGAUCUCUGCAGAGGCCUUCCAGAAAGCCCUCUGCCCUCACAGACUGCUGGAGCUGGAUGCUGCCAGGGUCAAUGCUGACCUCACUAUUCCUGAUAUUCUACAGGGACUGGCCACCAAUAAAUAUUGUCAGGAGUCCCUCCAGCGACUUGUCUUAACAGGUCUGACCAUGUCUUCUCUGGAGGAACCAAUCCGAUAUCGCUUCAGCUCCCUCCAGGGCCUCCGCUCCCUCUCUCUUGCCAACGUAGACUUCUAUGACUCUGGGCUCGUAGACGUGUGUUCCCUGCCUCGGCUGGAGAGCCUCGAUCUCUCCAACACUUCAGUAACCAAUCUGAGCCCACUGCUGGGCCUGAAGGAGCGGCUGCGCUCACUAACACUGCACCAGCUGAAAAGGCUGGAGAUGAGCACUGCUCAGCUGCUGGGAGUCAUAGGCCAGCUGGAUGUAUUGCAGCACCUGGACAUCAGUGAUGAUAAGCAGUUUACCUCAGAUGUGGCUCGUCAACUGCUUGGACAGCCAGGGAUCCUGCCUGUUCUUGUUUCCCUCGAUGUGUCAGGAAGGAAACAGGUGACAGAUGCAGCUGUGAAGGCAUUUGUUGAGGAGAGACCAGGGAUGACCUUUGUGGGACUUCUGGCCACAGAUGCUGGAUUCUCUGACUUCCUCUCUGGAGAGGGAAAUCUAAAGGUAACAGGAGAAGCCAACGAGACCCAGAUCUGUGAGGCCCUGCGUCGCUACAGCGAGAGGGAAGCUUUUGUGAGAGAAGCUCUGUUUCAUCUGUUCAGCCUGACCCACGUCAUGGAGAAACCGAGGCCUGACAUCCUUAAACUGGUAGUUUUGGGCAUGAAGAAUCACCCUGCCACACUGAACGUCCAGCUGGCAGCCAGUGCCUGUGUGUUCAACCUGACGAAGCAGGACCUGGCAGCGGGAAUGCCAGUGCGACUGUUGAGUACCGUCACUCAGCUCCUGCUGGAGGCCAUGAGGACAUUCCCCAACCACCAGCAGCUGCAGAAGAAUUGCCUGCUGUCUCUGUGCAGUGAUCGCAUUUUACAGGAGGUUCCAUUCAACAGGUUUGAAGCUGCCAAACUAGUGAUGCAGUGGCUCUGCAACCACGAAGACCAGAACAUGCAGAGGAUGGCCGUGGCUAUCAUUUCCAUACUGGCUGCUAAGUUGUCCACAGAGCAAACGGCUCAACUGGGAGCAGAGCUGUUCAUAGUGAAGCAACUGCUCCACAUUGUGUGUCAGAAGGCUACUCAGGGCAUGGUGGACGCCACGCUCAAAUUUACACUGAGCGCUCUCUGGAACCUCACUGACGAAUCACCAACAACCUGCCGCCAUUUUAUUGAGAACCAGGGCCUGGACCUGUUUAUUAAAGUUCUGGAGUCCUUCCCCAAUGAGUCUUCUAUUCAGCAGAAGGUUCUCGGCCUGCUGAACAACAUAGCAGAGGUCGGGGAGCUGCAUGGAGAGCUGAUGGUGCAGGGGUUCUUGGACCACAUCAGCACUCUGCUGCACAGCCCAGAGGUGGAGGUUAGUUACUUCGCCGCAGGCAUCCUUGCACAUCUGACGUCACGAGGAGAGGAAGCCUGGACUCUCAGCCUGGACCUUCGAUCCUCCCUGCUGGAGCAACUGCAUGCUGUCAUCAUGAAAUGGCCCCCGCCAGAGUGUGAAAUGGUGGCAUACAGGUCAUUUAACCCCUUCUUUCCCCUAUUGGAGUGCUUUCACACCCCCGGAGUCCAGCUGUGGGCGGCCUGGGCCAUGCAACAUGUGUGCAGCAAGAACGCCGCUCGCUACUGCAGCAUGUUGUUGGAGGAGGGCGGCCUGCAGCAGCUUGAGCUCGUUCAUACACACCCGCAGACCCACAGAGAUGUCAAACUGUUGGCUAAGAGCAUUCUGGAGAGCCUGCAGAACCACAGAGCCCGCACCGGCCAGCCUGCACAAACACAGACAAGUCGCCGUCUGCCGCCACAAUAACCUCACAGAGAAGAUGAGGCUCUCUGACCAAGAGGAAGACAUAAGCUAGAUCCCACUACAGGGGGGAUUUUGUGUGUGUGUGUGUGUGUGCGCGUAUGUAUGUAUGCGUAUCCCACGCACAAACACACUUCAAGAAACAAUAGGAAGUAAAUAUUAAAGGACAAAGACUACGCAUUUCUUUGCACACACACACUAACUUUAUUUAUUUUCUUUGUGUUUGUUUCCAGACAAAAAAAAAAUAUUUCUGUGUGUCUAUCUUGUGAUAAAAAAUUAAAUUAUUAGAGGAACUGUCGGUCAGUUAAGCUCAAAUCAAAUUUUUGUGCGCUCGCUCUUGUUAGUCUGACAUUGGCGUCAUUAUGAUUUUCGAACCAAAAAACGUGCACACAUACAACUACGAAACCCGAAAAAGCCCAGCUGGGGGUCAACACAGAGCUGGCUCCCGUAUGUUAAUGAGGGCUCUGGUUUUCUGAAUUUGUCGAUUUUUAGCGAAUUAAAUAUACGCAUGAUACUGCUGUGAGCUCAAGCAUGUCGGAUUUCAUCUGAAUUGCUUGUGCCGUUCAUUUUAGGAAUGCCUGCUUGUUUGUCUUAUAGCAGUGUUCUGCUCACUCAAACCCACGCUUCUUGGUCCACAAUACUGCUGUUGCUCUCGUCUUCAUUUAGUCUUUUUAUCGGAUAAUGCCUUUGAUUUGAUGUGACGGGACACUUGCGGUCCCGUCACACAAGGGUGUGUUCAGUGAGUUCAAAUGUUACAAACUUUAAAGAUGAAAACCUAAAUUCUAGAGAAGUUAUAUCUAUUUGAGAAGCUCCAGUGCAUUUUAUUUCCUAAACAUUUGGCAGCCCUAAAUGAAUCAUAUCAGUGGCAAAACCAGCAACACUGUAAAUCAGAUGAUCCAGAGUAGAAUUCACAUGAUUAAGUUGAAAUUAUAUCCUAAAUUGUCAGUUAAAGUGCCAAAAUGCUCUCUGGACACAAAUGGCAAUAAUGAUAUGGUCAGUAUUAUCAUGGCGGAUGUACAUUGAGCAACAGCGGUUUUCUCUUUGAGAGACGUGUGUGUAUAUAUAUCAGUAUGUUUGCUGUGCUUCCCAAUGCGUCCGAGUGUCUUAAAGACAGGCAGCACUUGGGUGUGAGCAUGUGUGUAUGUACAUCAGUACAAGUAGCUGCACCUUAAAGAGUGUUUGUAAUUUGUACAUAAUAGAAAAUAGAAAAUAAGAGAGGAAUAUUAGCUGUUUUUGUGCAGGACGGGUUGAAUUUGUUGCAUGGAAAUUAUUAUACAGUCUGUUCCGUUGUUUGUUUAUCUGAUUAAAAACAAAUGAGGGGUAAACGGAGAUGAAACACUAUUUACCUGGAGGAGAGAGACUGGGGGUGUUAUCAGAAAUAUUUAUGGGUAUUUUUCUUUUUCUGAAAUGACUGGCCAUAUGACAUUAGUAUCCACCAGGAUGCCAUUUUACCAGGUAUGCUUCUGCUGUCCAGAGAAGCCUCCAUUUGCUGUUGCCCACAUUUUUCUGCUUCAUCUGAGGUCCUGAUUCCAUUAAGGUCCCGUCAUCAAUCUCUAUGCAAUCAAAACUAAUGUCAAAUCCUUGAUACAACAGUGAUGACUCUUUUAAAAAAUAAAAAUAAAAAAACACUUUUUUGAGGCUUCGGCAGGAAUAACGUCACAGGUCACAAGACUUAUACAGAUAACUUUUAUGUUGAAAAUAAAAUAAAGAUAAUAUAUUGGGCUACUAAAUGGUACUCUAUAACAGCUGUCAGCAAAACAUACAUCACCUCAUCUGCUCAGUGAAUUAUGGCUUUAUUGUUUUCUGUAAAUCAUUUGUUGUUGUAUGAGCUUGCUAAUUAUGCAUGUGUCCUGAGCUGAUCUCAUCAGCUUUAACAAGGGCAAAGAGCAGCAGACGACACAGAAUCUGUUUUUGUAUUUUUCUGUUGCUCCUGAUAAUGUGGACUUGUUUAGUUGAGACCCUGAACAUCGCCACUGGAAUGAAGGCCAGUUCAAUUUUUCCCAAGAAUUUAAAUCAGAUGAAAGAUCCAAAAAGUCAAGAUACUGUAUGUCUGCUAUGACCUUGCCGUGUUGCUGCUGAGAGUCAAGUUUUCAAGUUUGGAAAUAAAGAAUGUACAUUCCCAUAAACUG